AUGCCCAUCCCCUUUACCCCAUCUUCAUGGCUCGUCUGUCCUGCUGCAUAUUUGAGUGGGAUGCAGGUGACGUUGCCUUGCUGCGCCGGGUCAAGAGGGAGCAGCUGAAACGGGAGGGGGUUCCUGGCAUCACUGAUAGCCUUGUGAACCAGAACAUUAGAAAGAGUGAGUUGGUGCUCUACUGCAGAAGGAGGGCAAGAGGAGAGAAGGAGACCAUCUCAAUGAUUGACCUCCUUUUGCAAGAGCUUAUGGGGGAGAAGGGCAGUGACUUCCUUGGUGUGCCACUCCUGGACAGGGAUAGGAUGGCGAACAUCUGGGAACAGCAGAGGAAGCAUGUAAAAUGCAUCCAGGAUGAGCCAGGUGUUCCUCUCUACACAGAGACAGGAUCAUCCACCAAGGAGGGCAUCGUCCUCACCACCUACAGGUGUGCCAGGGGCUCAACAUCACUGGAGUCCUUCCACUGCCACCUGGCCAGGUUCAUUCCAGGAACCAGUGCCAACAGUUUGAAUUUUCAGCUGUACCUCCUGGAAGGCCUGAACAGGUGGAACCAGGACCGUGGUGCUGCGGCACUGGCUGUCAAACCUCCCUCACUCCUCACCUACUCAGGGGACCUUGUGCACUGUGUCAACACCUUCAGUGUCAAGGUGCUUGGAAGGAAACUUGCCCCCUCCUUCCAACCCCCUGCAGUGUAUACUGGUGUGUGUCACUUUCCCAUCAUAAUUAAUGGUUUUAUUUCAUACCUUUUAGAUAUCAUUAUCAUUACUGAGUGAGUUUUAUAAUAAAGU
This is a messenger RNA of Labrus bergylta (ballan wrasse), 785 nucleotides long. RefSeq lists its product as uncharacterized. The record is from RefSeq and is a predicted model, not a curated record. Lineage: Eukaryota; Metazoa; Chordata; Actinopteri; Labriformes; Labridae.